GAAAAACUCCAAAAGAUGCUGCUUCUGUUCGAGCUACACAUCCUAUACCUGCAGCUUGUGGAAUAUACUAUUUCGAAGUUAAAAUUGUCAGUAAGGGAAGAGAUGGUUACAUGGGAAUUGGGCUUUCUGCACAGGGUGUGAACAUGAACAGACUACCAGGUUGGGAUAAACAUUCAUAUGGUUACCAUGGAGAUGAUGGACAUUCAUUCUGUUCCUCUGGAACAGGACAACCUUACGGCCCAACGUUUACUACGGGCGAUGUCAUUGGUUGUUGUGUCAACCUUAUCAACAACACCUGCUUCUACACCAAGAAUGGACACAGCCUGGGCAUCGCUUUCACAGAUUUACCGCCAAACUUGUACCCUACAGUAGGGCUUCAAACACCAGGAGAGGUUGUGGAUGCUAAUUUUGGACAACACCCAUUUGUAUUUGAUAUUGAAGACUACAUGCGAGAGUGGAGAACCAAAAUUCAAGCACAGAUUGACAGAUUCCCAAUAGGAGAUCGGGAAGGAGAGUGGCAAACAAUGAUUCAGAAAAUGGUAUCAUCUUACUUAGUUCACCAUGGAUACUGUGCAACAGCAGAGGCAUUCGCCAGAUCAACAGACCAGACUGUGCUAGAAGAAUUAGCUUCCAUUAAGAACAGACAAAGAAUUCAGAAAUUGGUUUUAGCAGGAAGAAUGGGAGAAGCCAUUGAAACAACACAACAGUUGUAUCCAAGUUUACUAGAAAGAAAUCCUAAUCUCUUAUUUGCAUUAAAGGUGCGCCAGUUCAUAGAGAUGGUGAAUGGUACAGACAGUGAAGUGCGGUGUUUGGGAGGCCACAGUCCAAAAUCUCAAGACAGUUAUCCUGUUAGCCCACGGUCAUUCAGUAGUCCUAGCAUGAGUCCCAGCCAUGGAAUGAAUAUUCAUAAUUUGGCAACAGGCAAAGGGAGCAGCACACACUUCACUGGGUUUGAAAGUAGUUGCAGUAAUGGAGUAAUAUCAAAUAAAGCGCAUCAGUCUUACUGUCACAGUAAACACACGACCACCAGCUUGAAUGUACCAGAGCUCAACAACAUAAAUGUAUCCAGAUCACAGCAGGUUAACAGCUAUUCCAGCAAUGAUGUAGACAUGGAAACAGAUCACUACUCCAAUGGGGUUGCUGAGACUUCAUCCAAUGGCUUCCUAAAUGAGGUAGAUUCAAGUCAGUUAAGACGCCAGCUAUGUGGUGGCAGCCAAGCAGCCAUUGAAAGGAUGAUCCAUUUUGGAAGAGAAUUGCAAGCAAUGAGCGAGCAGCUAAGAAGAGAAUGUGGCAAAAACACAGUGAAUAAGAAAAUGCUCAAGGAUGCAUUCAGUUUACUUGCAUAUUCUGAUCCCUGGAGCAGCCCUGUUGGAAAUCAGCUCGACCCCAUACAAAGAGAACCAGUGUGCUCUGUGCUGAAUAGUGCAAUACUAGAGACUCACAAUCUGCCAAAGCAACCCCCACUUGCCCUUGCCAUGGGACAGGCAUCACAGUGUCUAGGAUUGAUGGCCCGGUCAGGAAUUGGAUCCUGUGCGUUCGCCACAGUGGAAGACUACCUACACUAGCUAUGCAUUUUGAAGGUCUGAAAGGUGUUGUGGCAUAUUCAACAUGGAAAGCAGACCAGCUCUGCUGACUGGAAUUUGGAAUUUUAAUUAUGUACUAAGGACAAGUCUGUCGCUUUAUGUUGCUUCCUAGUUUACAGCAUGAUGCAAAUGAUUUCUAACUUAGUGUUAGGAGAUUUCCAUCUUUAAACCUCUUAGACAACUAAGAGUUGAAAAUAUCACUGGUAACGUCAGACAUCCAAAUUGACAAGUACCAAUCCUUUGAACGAUUGUCCAAAACAAACCAAAAAUCCUGCUACCUUGUGGUGGGACGGAAGAAUAGAAAACAUGGAUGUAUUAGCAUGUGGGUGAUGUAAACGUCAAGCAGGAUGACUUGCCAACCUCCACCCCCAUUGUUACAUAGUUCAAUCAGUGUAAUUUGCAAAAUGCAAAUGGUUUGGAUAUAUAGUGUUGAUGGGAAGAAAUGAUAUUUUUUAAUGUGUACUGUAAAACUUGAAUUACUCAGGAGCUGAGUGAAUAUGUUUGUUGCUACUUACAAUCCCAACCUGUUGAUCUUAGUAGUUUUUUGUUUUAACAUGGUCUUUUCAACUUUGUUUCCUUGUUUAACUACAGACAGCUUCUGUUGUGUAGGCUCACCAGUUUAACUGUUGUAUUAUAACAGUAUUACAUGUCAACACAGUGUGGUUAUGACCUAUUUAUAUAAAAACCAAAUAUUUAGUCAA
Molecule: messenger RNA, 2284 nt
Organism: Parus major (Great Tit)
Lineage: Eukaryota; Metazoa; Chordata; Aves; Passeriformes; Paridae
Gene: RANBP9
Product: RAN binding protein 9
Exons: 13
Coding region: 111-1565 (484 amino acids)
Biological process (GO): cytoskeleton organization; cell surface receptor signaling pathway
Cellular component (GO): cytoplasm
Molecular function (GO): protein binding
Source: RefSeq, a predicted model, not a curated record